This is a messenger RNA of Vitis riparia (riverbank grape), 1218 nucleotides long. RefSeq names its product protein PHLOEM PROTEIN 2-LIKE A10-like. The record is from RefSeq and is a predicted model, not a curated record. Lineage: Eukaryota; Viridiplantae; Streptophyta; Magnoliopsida; Vitales; Vitaceae. Bases 1 to 1218 code for a protein of 405 amino acids. The transcript has a single exon.
AUGGAUCUGCAACUUUUGAACGAAGGUUUGGAUUUUUUCCAGAAGAAGUUGGCUGUUGUACUAGCAGCUUUUGGUUUCACCAGUUAUGGUGUCUAUAGGGUUUAUCAAUCGCCUUCCCUGGUGGAUAAGAGGAACAAGCUCUGUAAGCUUCUGGAAGCCCUGGCGUCCAUUGUUGAAGCGAGCUCUGAUUCAGCCCAGACGGUGGGGCUUGUCUCAAGGGAUCUAAAAGCGUUCCUUGAAUCGGAUUCCCAUCAGAUCCCGAAGAGUUUGAAGCAGCUCUCCAAAAUAAUGAAUUCCAAGGAGUUUUCGGAGUCCAUGACUGGUCUUACACAAGCUAUAACGGUGGGAUUUCUGAACGGUUAUGGAUCAACAUCCAACGAAAUGAGCGACGUUUCUAGUUUUCUGGACCGAGUUGUGGACAAGCUCCUUACUCCCGCUGGGUCUGGCUUUGCUUCAGCUGUUGUUGGAAGCUUUGCUAAGAACAUGGUGAUGGCUUUGUUUUCAGAAGGGCAGUCUUGUGCGGAUGAUACUGGUUCCCAGGUCACUUGUAUUCCAGGAUUGGUCAAUGUGAUAUGCAGCGAAAAGUGCAAAGAGCUCAUAGGUGACUGCAUCCAGCUGUUUGUCAGCACAGCCGUUGCGGUUUACCUAGAGAAGACGGAGGAUAUCAACACCUAUGAUGAGAUCUUGUCGGGACUGACUAACCCUAAGCAUGAGAAGGAGGUGAGAGACUUGCUGUUAUCAGUCUGCAAUGGAGCCGUGGAAACUCUUGUCAAAACAUCCUACCAGGUGCUGACAAGUUCCAGUUCAGGUUCUUCCUACCUCGGCAAAGAUCAAGGCCAAGGUUCAUUUGGAAAUGGAAUUUUCGGGCAAGAAGCAUUAUCAGCUGAAUUGAAAGGAGAGGAGUUGUAUGAUGAGAUUGAGAAGGGUGGGUGGUUGGGGAAGCUGUUGUCUACCUUGGCUGUACCGAGCUAUAGAAAGUUCAUCAUCAGUAUGACACUGACAAUCACAUUGGAAACAGUCCAAUCUUUCUUGGAGCUUUUGCUGGAGAAACUAUAUGAUGGAUUGAAGAAAAGCGUUAAUGCUGUUCGUGAGACACUUGUUGAUGGGGGGCUCCAAGUGGUGAGAUAUGUUUCUGCAAAGUUCUCCGUUGUCACCGUAUGUAUCUCCUUCUGUUUGCAUAUACUAGGUGGAGCUGGGUGGCCUACUAUAUUGUUCUAA